Messenger RNA from Acanthosepion pharaonis, 624 nucleotides. The record is from the annotation of a GenBank genome assembly. Lineage: Eukaryota; Metazoa; Mollusca; Cephalopoda; Sepiida; Sepiidae.
AUGACGCCUGUGUUUUACUUUUUUUUCUUUCUUUUGUCCUUUCUUUCUUUCUUAUAUUGUUCGUUCUUUCUUUCUUUUUUCUUUUGUCCUUUCUUUCUUUCUUUCUUUCUCAUAUUGUUCUUUCUGUCUUUCUUUCUUAUAUUGUUCCUUCUUUCUUUCUUUUUUCUUUUGUCCUUUCUUUCUUUCUUUCUCAUAUUGUUCUUUCUGUCUUUCUUUCUUAUAUUGUUCCUUCUUUAUUUCUUUCUUUCUUUUGUCCUUUCUUUCUUUCUCAUAUUAUCUUAUAAAACGUUUUACAACCUUAUCUAUCUAUCUAUCUAUCUUGGUCUUUUCAUAUCUAUCUUGGUCUGUUCAUAUCUAUCUAUCUUGAUCUAUUCAUAUCUAUCCAUCUUGAUCUAUCUAUCUAUCUAUCUAUCUAUCUAUCUAUCUAUCUAUCUAUCUAUCUAUCUAUCUUGGUCUGUUCAUAUCUAUCUGUCUUGGUCUGUUCAUAUCUAUCUAUCUAUCUAUCUAUCUAUCUAUCUAUCUAUCUGUUGUGUUUCAACACUAUCUAUCUAUCUUGGUCUGUUCAUAUCUAUCUAUCUAUCUAUCUAUCUAUCUAUCUAUCUAUCGUUUAUUCGUAGAAACUGA